AUGAGCCGCGCUUCGUUGACAAGAAGCAUGCUCCAGUCAUUGCGUACAUCGGGCAGCCGCAAUGCAUCGUCUCGAUUGAGUUAUCAUACUAGCAGCAAGCUCACGACAAACAUAUUGCCAUCAUCAACUAGCAUUGCACUCUCGCAUCAUGGACGAGGAGCAAAGAAACUCGCAAAGACGAAAAUCAUGCAUCCUGAAACAUUCGGAGUAUCCACAAAGUGGUUUGUUCCUCCAAAAGUGAGACAGAGUGUACCUUAUGUCGAGGUGCCUGAUGUCGAAGCAGAAGCCACUAAAUUGGAGACAUUCACAAUCAACUUUGGUCCACAACAUCCGGCUGCUCACGGUGUAUUACGUCUCAUCCUGGAAAUGAAGGGUGAAAUCAUUGUCAGGGCUGACCCUCAUAUCGGUCUAUUGCAUCGUGGUACCGAAAAGCUUAUUGAAUACAAGACCUAUCUACAAGCUCUGCCCUACUUUGAUCGGUUGGACUAUGUAUCCAUGAUGGUGAACGAGCAAUGCUACUCAAUGGCUGUCGAAAAGUUACUAAACAUUGACGUACCAAUCCGUGCCAAAUACAUAAGAACCCUCUUUGCAGAAAUCACUCGUAUCAAAAACCACAUCAUGGCUGUAACCACCCACGCCCUCGAUGUCGGCGCAUUGACUCCCUUCUUAUGGAUGUUCGAAGAACGUGAGAAACUAAUGGAAUUCUACGAACGUGUAUCCGGUGCUAGAAUGCACGCCGCUUAUGUCCGUCCAGGUGGUGUCUCUCUCGACAUGCCAAUCGGUCUGAUGGAAGAUAUCUAUAAAUGGGCCCUCCAAUUCGGAUCGCGUGUAGACGAACUCGAAGAAGCUCUCACACUCAAUCGUGUAUGGAAGAACCGUUUGAUUGAUGUCGGUAAAAUCCCUCUAGAUGUAGCUAUCGCAAACUCCAUGUCUGGUGUCAUGUUACGUGGAUCUGGUAUGCCUUGGGAUUUAAGAAAGGAGAGCCCAUAUGAUGCUUAUGAACACGUUGAAUUCGAUAUACCCGUUGGUACUAAUGGUGAUUGCUAUGACCGAUAUCUAUGUCGUGUGGAAGAAAUGAGACAGUCAUUGAGGAUUAUUGGACAAUGUCUAAACCAGAUGCCUUCUGGACCCAUCAAAAUUGAUGACAACAAGAUUGUACCUCCUCCACGAGCUACCAUGAAGGAAUCUAUGGAGGCUCUCAUCCAUCACUUUAAACUCUACUCGGAGGGAUUUUCAGUUCCUCCUGGCGAGACAUAUGUGGCUGUUGAAGCUCCAAAGGGAGAAUUUGGUGUUUACAUUGUGUCUGAUGGUACCAGUCGACCUUACCGAUGCAAAAUCAGAGCACCCGGAUUUGCUCACUUGGCUGGAUUGGAUUUGAUUGCUAGAGGUGCCUUCUUGGCUGAUACUGUCACUAUUAUCGGAACAUGUGAUGUCGUGUUUGGUGAAGUCGACAGAUAA
Messenger RNA from Synchytrium microbalum, 1458 nucleotides. RefSeq lists its product as uncharacterized. Gene Ontology annotation, molecular function: NAD binding; NADH dehydrogenase (ubiquinone) activity; quinone binding. Bases 1 to 1458 code for a protein of 485 amino acids. NCBI's taxonomy places the organism in Eukaryota, Fungi, Chytridiomycota, Chytridiomycetes, Synchytriales, Synchytriaceae. Gene Ontology annotation, biological process: mitochondrial electron transport, NADH to ubiquinone. The transcript is spliced from 8 exons. The record is from RefSeq and is a predicted model, not a curated record.